Messenger RNA from Cynoglossus semilaevis (tongue sole), 7586 nucleotides. RefSeq names its product dedicator of cytokinesis protein 3-like. The record is from RefSeq and is a predicted model, not a curated record. NCBI's taxonomy places the organism in Eukaryota, Metazoa, Chordata, Actinopteri, Pleuronectiformes, Cynoglossidae. Gene Ontology annotation, molecular function: guanyl-nucleotide exchange factor activity; small GTPase binding. Gene Ontology annotation, biological process: small GTPase-mediated signal transduction. Gene Ontology annotation, cellular component: plasma membrane; cytoplasm.
UAAGGCAAUAAUGUGUGAUGUAACGGUGUAAUUUAUUUGUUUUUAUUAUAUAAUGAUAAUAUUUCUUCUGGGUGUUGAGGAUGAAACAGGAAAUGAUCAACGACUAAAAGAGAAACGAUCAAAACGAUUAAAAACGAUUAAAAACGAUGGCAGUGUUCGGAGAACAGGCCGCAGCUGAAAUGCGACAGACACAGCAGAAGAUACUGGAGCUAGCGGAGUGCGUGCAUGCGUGCGUGCGCGCCCGUGUGAUCGUACAUGAGGUGGGCACGAAGACUGCAUCAGACUGGAGGAACACACACGCGCGUGCGCCAGGACAUAACAGAGCAGAGACGCCGCGGCUCCGCUGCUCCGAGCUCCGUCCUGAACUAUUCUUUCUUUCCUUCCUUCUUUCCUUCUUUCCUUUCCUCCUUCCUUUCUCCCGUCCUCCCCCCCAGCCCCCCCUGCACACGCAGAUGUAUGCCGAGCCCAGGACGCUGAUUCCGCUCCUUCCAUGAUGUAGUCCUGGAGCUCCUCAGCCUCCAGCCCGCAGCCUUCACUACAAUCAUCGACAUCAUGAAGCUUUCAGCGUCGAGGGCUGAAUAACCAAAGAUGUGGAUUCCUACAGAGGAGGAGAAGAUCGGAGUUGUCAUCUGCAACUUCCGCUCAUCGAUUUGUCAGACGCUGGUUCUGGAGAUCGGGGAGAAUGUCCAGAUCCUGGAGAAGAGUGAAGGCUGGUACCGAGGCUUUUCCACCAAGAAACCUUCCAUCAAGGGGAUUUUUCCGGUCAGCUACGUCCACAUCAAGAAAUGCACAGUGACCAACAGGGGACUGUGUGAGACUGUAGUGCCCCUGGAGGACCCCAUCAUCACAGAGACCACCUCCACGCUGCAGGAAUGGGGCGUUCUGUGGAAGCAGCUCUAUGUGAAACACAAGGUCGACCUGUUCCACAAACUCCGUCACGUGAUGAACGAGCUGAUCGAUCUACGUCGGCAGCUGAUCCAGGGUCACCUGACCCAGGACCAGACCCGAGAGAUCAAACGUCACAUCACGGUCCGACUGGACUGGGGCAACGAGCACCUGGGUUUGGACCUGGUUCCCAGAAAGGAGUUUGAGAUGGUGGAUCCAGACCAGAUCAGUGUGUCGGAGCUCUACAAACUGCACGUGUCCAGCAGACACUGUGGUCAACAAAGCACAAACCAGGGCGACAGCGUGAGGCAGCGCCAUGGCGACGGUUGCCGUGUCCCUGUGUCACAUCACCUUUUCAUUAAUCUGAAGAGCUUCACGUACAACAGCAUCAGUGAGGAUGCUGAUGUUUUCUUCUCUCUCUACGACUUUCGCGAGGCCAAACAGAUCAGUGAGAAGUUCAUGGUGAAACUGAACAAAAAUGGAGGACCAAAGAACCCUGAGAAGGUGGAUCGUAUGUGUGCUCUCUUCACGGACCUGAGCAGUAAAGACUUGAAGAGAGACCUGUACAUCAUCGCCCACGUCAUAAGAACAGGUCGGAUGCUGCUGAAUGACUCAAAGAAAGGCCCCCCCCACGUGCAGUACCGACGACCUUAUGGCUGUGCGGUCCUGGCCAUGAGUGACGUGUUCCACACCAUCACUGACCUGAAGGAGGAGAAGGACUUUGUACUGAAGGUUUACACGUGAGCCACAGUUUGGUCAUGUUUCAGUGAAUAUGAACACACUUUGAUCAAAGUUAAUGCUAAUGCUAACAAUACUACCCCCUCGUCCCCCCCUACAGGCCUCAUCAUUUCCCUGCAGCUGCUGCGGGGGGAGCUGGACCAGAUCAGGCGGGAGAACCAGGCUGUGUUCACCAGAGCCCUGGCGCUGACACGCAAACUGGGCUUCCCAGAUGUCAUCAUGCCAGGUGACACACGCAAUGACCUCUAUUUGACCCUUGAGCGAGGGGAGUUUGAGAGAGGUGGAAAGAGCGUCCAGAAGAACAUCGAAGUCACGCUGUACGUGCUCUACGCCGAUGGAGACACUCUGAAGGACUGCAUCAGUCUGGGCAGCGGGGAGCCCCACACCAGUGAACAUCGCUCCUUCGUCCUCUACCACAACAACAGCCCCCGCUGGAGUGAGAUGGUCAAGCUGCCCAUCCCCAUAGACCGCUUCAGAGGGUCUCACCUGCGCUUUGAGUUCAGACACUGCUCCACUAAAGACAAAGGAGAGAAGAAGCUCUUUGGUUUUGCCUUCACUCCUCUGAUGAGAGAAGACGGGACCACACUGUCAGAUGAAAUCCACGAGCUUUAUGUUUACAAAUGUGAUGAGAAUGCCACCUUCAGUAACCAGGGCCUGUACUUGAGCCUCCCCUGCUGUAAGGAGGACUUCAACAGCUGUCCCAACCUGCCGUCCAACCUGCCGUUCCAGAGGAGCCCCAAAGAGGUCUUCUGGGUGUCCACCAUCCUCUGCUCCACCAAACUCACUCAGAAUGUGGACCUUCUGGCCCCGCUGCACUGGAAGGCUCCAGACAGAGUCCUGGACAUCCUGGGUCGACUACGACAGAUCAGUGGAGAGGAGAUCGUCAAGUUUCUGAGGGACGUCCUGGACACACUCUUCUGUCUCCUGGAUGAAAACACGGACAAAUACGGACCGCUGGUUUUCCAGUCACUGGUGUUCAUCAUCAACCUGCUCAGGGACAGUCGCUUCUACCACUUCAGACCCGUCAUGGACUCCUACAUACAGAACCACUUCGCUGGAGCUCUGGCGUACAAGGAGCUGAUCCGAUGUCUGAAGUGGUACAUGGACCGCUCGGCAGAGGUGGUCCGACAGGACCACAUCCAGGAGGCCAUGAGGGCUCUGGAGUACCUGUUCAAGUUCAUCGUCCAGUCCCGGAUCCUGUACUCGAGGGCCACCUGUGGACUGGAGGAGGACCAGUUCAGGGCCAGCGUCCAGGAGCUCUUCCAGUCCAUUCGCUUCGUCCUGAGCCUGGACAGUCGCAACUCGGAGAACCUGGUGUUCACGCAGGCAGCUCUUUUGAACAGUUUCCCCGACAUCUUCGACGAGCUGCUGCAGAUGUUCACCGUUCAGGAAGUGGCCGAAUACGUCCGAGGAACGCUGGGGAGCAUGCCCAGCACGGUGGACAUCGGUCAGUCCAUGGACGUGGUCAAGCUGCAGUCCAUCGCUAGGACCGUGGACAGUCGCCUCUUCUUCUUCCCCGAGUCCCGCAGCAUUCUGCUGCCCGUGGUUCUCCACCACAUCCACCUGCAUCUGCGCCAACAACGAGAGCUGCUCAUCUGCUCUGGGAUCCUGGGAAGCAUCUUCUCCAUUAUCAAGACCAGUUCCAUGGAGUCCUCGGUCCAAGAAGAGGUGGAGAUGAUGGUGGAGAGUCUCCUGGACGUCCUGCUGCAGACGCUGCUGUCCAUCAUGAGCAAGUCUCACUCGGUGGAGACAUCCAGAGGACAACGCUGCCCCCAGUGCACGGCUGAGAUAACCGGGGAGUAUGUUUCCUGUCUCCUCUCACUGCUACGACAGAUGACAGAAAUUCACUUUCAUCAUCUGCUGAACAACUUCCACAGCAAAGAAGAGCUAAAGGAGUUCCUGUUGAAGAUCUUCUGUGUGUUUCGAAACCUGAUGAAGUUGACCAUCUUCCCCCGGGACUGGAGCGUCAUGAGGCUCCUGACCAGCCACAUCAUCGUUGUGACAACACAGUUUCUGUCUCCAGCGCUGCACAAGAACUUCUCAGAAGCCGACUUUGAUUUCAAGGUGUGGAACUCCUUCUUCAGUCUGACUGUGCUGUACAUCAACCAGCCCAGUCUGCAGCUGGAGACGCUGGGACCUGCCAAACGAAAGAAAGUUCUGGACAAACACGGAGACAUGAGGGAGAUGAUGGCCUACGAGCUGUUCAGCAUGUGGCAGAAACUGGGUGACAACAAGCCCCACUUCAUCCCAGGGAUGAUGGGACCCUUCUUGGGAGUCACCCUGGUUCCUCAGGCCGAGGUCCGGAACAUCAUGAUUCCAAUUUUCCACGACAUGAUGGACUGGGAGCAGAGGAAAAACGGCAACUUCAAACAGGUGGAGGCGGAGCUGAUGGACAAGCUGGACAGCAUGGUGUCGGACGGCAGAGGGGACGACAAUCACAGGGAGCUCUUCAGUCUGCUGACCCUGCUCUUUGGUCCUUACCCAAGUUUGUUGGAGAAGAUAGAGCAGGAGACCUGGAGAGAAACGGGGAUCUCCUUCAUCACGUCGGUCACCAGACUGGUGGAACAGUUACUGGACUACAGGGACUGCAUGAAAGGAGAUGAACUGGAGAACAAGAAAGUGGGCGGUUCUGUCAACCUAAUGAACUUCUACAAGUCCGAGGUGAACAAGGAGGACAUGUACAUCCGCUACAUCCACAAGCUGUGUGACCUCCACCUCCAGGCUGAGGACUUCACAGAGGCAGCCUUCACCCUGCUGCUGUACUGGGAGCUGCUGCAGUGGGAGGACCGGCCCCUCAGGGACUUCCUCCACUAUCCCUGUCAGAGCGAGUGGCAGCGCAAGGAGAACCUGAGCCGCAAGAUUCUGCACUACUUCAACAAGGGCAAGUGCUGGGAGUACGGGAUCUCUCUGUGCCGGGAGCUGGCUCUUCAGUACGAGACCCUGUACGAUUAUCAGAGCCUCAGCUGGAUCAGAAAAAUGGAGGCGGCCUACUACGACAACAUCAUUGAACAGCAGAGGAUCGAACCAGAAUUUUUCCGAAUGGGUUUUUACGGCAGGAAGUUUCCCUUCUUCCUCAGGAAUAAGGAGUUUGUCUGUCGUGGUUUCGAUUACGAACGCCUCGAGGAUUUCCAGCAAAGAAUUCUGGGAGAGUUUCCACAAGCCAUUGCCAUGCAGCAUCCCAACCAACCAGACGACACCAUCCUGCAGAGCGACGCCCAGUAUUUGCAGAUCUACGUGGUGAUGCCGGUGUCAGACAUGUCUGACGCCCCUCAGCUGGAGCGAGUCCCCGAGAGGAUCAAGAGCUUCUACCGUAUCAACAACGUCUGCAGGUUUCACUACGACAGACCUUUUCACAAAGGCUCCAAGGACCGAGAGAACGAGUUCAGGAGUUUGUGGAUUGAGAGAACGACUCUGAUCCUCUCUCGUCCACUUCCUGGAAUCUCUCGCUGGGCGGAGGUGGAGAGGAGAGAAGUGGUGGAGGUCAGUCCUCUGGAGAACGCCAUCUACGUGGUGGAGAACAAGACCCAGGAGCUGCGGACUCUGAUCAGCCAAUACCAACACAGGCAGCACCACGGCAACAUCAACCCUCUGAGCAUGUGUCUGAACGGCGUCAUCGAUGCUGCCGUCAACGGAGGCAUCGCCAGGUAUCAGGAGGCCUUCUUUGACAAGGACUACGUCAGCGCUCACCCUGAGGACACUGACAGGAUCUCCCACCUGAAGGACCUGAUGCAGGAGCAGGUCCACAUCCUGGGUGUAGGUCUGGCUGUUCAUGAGAAGCUGGUGCAUCCGGAGAUGCGUCCGCUGCACAAGAAGCUGGUGGACCAGUUCCACCUGAUGAGAACCGGGUUACACUACAUCGUUCCCAGCAUGGACCGCUUUGGACCGGCAGGCUGUCCCGGGGCCAACUCCUUCAGGGGGGCGUUCCCUCCUCACAGCCACAUGAGCCCGGAGAACGUACGCUUCAUACACAGACACAGUCCUCUGAACCUUCAGGGUUCCAUCCGUCACUCGUCCUCCUCCCUGUCGUCUCACACGUCCAGUGAGGCAGGAAAUCUGGUCAUAAUGACCGACGGCCUGAUGGGGGAGCACUCUGAGGACGCAUUACACAUGCAGCCCAGCCCCUCCUCCUCCAGUCUGAGCUCCAUCCGCUCCAACUCCUCUCAGAUCAUUAACUCUGCUCCCUCCAGUGCCAGAGGUUCACCGUCUCUGCCUGAUAAGACCAAACACAACCGUGAGGUCAUGAUUCUGCUGCCGUCCCACCGCGACAGGACCAACAGCUCCAUGUUCUACGGCCUGACAGAGAACGGACAGAACCCCCCCCUGCAGCGUGCCUUAAUCCAGCAGGUCAGCCCCUGUAAGCCCUGCCUGGACCCCCACAGCAGUCUGCAGGAGAAAGUUUUCCCCAGUGCUGCCAGCAGCUGGAGUCUGGAGGGGGAGAACAGGGAGCAGGUUUCCUACAUGUCAGCUCCUCCUGGGGGGGGAGUCCUGCCCCCGGUGUCACCCAGAUCCUUCCCUCCAGGACACUUCCUGAUGCACUGUGACGCCUUCCACCAUCAGAACGCUGACUCCGCCCCCCCGGCUCUGCCCGUGCGUUCUCUUCGAAAGUCUCCCCUCCACCCGAUCCCAGGGUCUCCCACCAGCCCUCAGUCUGCCCUGGGGGGCAGUAACUCCACCCUGUCGGGCAGUGCCAGCAGCGGCGUCUCCUCCCUGAGUGAGAGCAACUACGGAGGUCAGUACCCUGAGCCCGGUCCAAUCAGGAACGACGCCCUGGAGCCCCUCCCCAGCCACCUGUGGUCCCCCCCCGACGAGUACCUGGCCUCCACCUACCUGCACCUCCACUACGGUGGACCGGACCUGGACUCUGUGGACCCGGUCCGCCCCUUCCACUACCGCAGCCCCGCGUCACACCCGCACAGCCACCCGCACAGCCUUCCGCACCUCCACGGCCACGGCCACGGCCACGCCCACCCUGGGCUGGACAGCCAUUCACACGGGCUUCCUGCUCCGCACCACCACGCCCCCCACCACGUCUCCUACCGCAGACCUCAGCCUCCUGCCGUGCCCCCGAAGCCCUACCUGAGGGAGGGCUGCAUCCCGGAGGAGGAGCUCCCCCCUCAGCCCAUCCCCCUGCCCCGCAGGAUCUUUCACCUCACCUCCCCCCACGGCCACCGGGAGGAGCAGGGCAAACACACCUGGGAGCAGUGCAUCAGCGAGGAGCAUGAGGAGGCGCAGUGAUGAGGAGGCCGGGGUAACCAUGACGACCAAACUCUGUGGUUUUCCUUCACUGGUGUUGAGUGACGUCAGCGUUGGACAGUCUGUAGUUUGAUUCCAGACCACGUGAAGGAGAAUCACAGACUGACUGACAGCGCCCUCUGCUGGUACUGAUCAGACAGACAGCCGGUCUGACUGACCUUGUUAAGAAACAGUCGACUUUGACUGUACACGGUUGUACAUCCUGUCUGUGAGCAUGUUUUUUAAAGUUUUAAAACAAGAAUUUUGUGAAUCACGACGACCGUCACCGACACGAGGUCUGACCUCCUCCCACCUCCUCCCACCUCCUCCCACCUUCUCCUUUUAUUUGCAUCAAAUCAGUGACGUUUUCUUUGACGGUGUUUUCGAGGCUGGAACCCCGGUUCUCCUGUUCCUUCAACAGUGGAACCGCUGGAGAAGAACGUUCUGCUUCUGUGAGCGACUCUUCUCUCACGGGUUCCACUGCAGCCACCGCGCUGUCGGUCGGAUUUUAGUGACGACGUGUUUGUUUGAGUGAUGGGAACGUGCAACUGACCCCCCCCCCCCCUCAUCUUUUGUUGAACAGUGAGUUUGGGCUCUGACAGCUGGUCUGAGACUCUAACCUUUGACCAGAUGAGGGCGUGCUCGCAGCCUGGGCUGCCUGCCUUAAGUGCACUCCGGACAGACCCCCCCCCUUUUUUCAGUAGAGAUGGGGACAUCUACCCAUGGUCCAG